AUGAGCACCCCUGCCCCAGCCGGCUGCAAAAUCAAAGCCCUGCGCGCCAAGACCAACACGUACAUCAAGACACCGGUCAGGGGCGAGGAGCCCGUUUUCAUUGUGACUGGGAGGAAGGAGGACGUGGAGAUGGCGAAAAGGGAGAUCCUCUCGGCCGCUGAGCACUUCUCCAUGAUCCGAGCGACGCGCAACAAAGUGAACGGGCUGACGGGAGCGAUGCAGGGGCCCCCCAACCUGCCGGGACAGACCACCAUCCAGGUGAGGGUCCCGUACCGUGUGGUGGGGCUGGUGGUGGGGCCCAAGGGAGCCACCAUCAAGCGGAUCCAGCAGCAGACGCACACCUACAUUGUGACGCCCAGCAGGGACAAGGAGCCUGUCUUCGAGGUGACAGGCAUGCCCGAGAACGUGGACCGGGCUAGGGAGGAGAUUGAGGCACACAUCACCAUGAGGACAGGCUCCUUCAUCGACGUUAAUGCCGACAACGACUUCCACUCCAACGGCACUGAUGUCUGCCUCGACCUGCAGGGCAGCACGGCCAGCCUGUGGGCCAAAGCCCCCCACCCUGCCCGCCGCCCCUCGGCCGCCCUCCGCAACGACAGCCUCAGCCCCCUAGGCAGCGCCUCCACUGAGUCCUACUACAGCGGGCGGGUGGCGGACGCCAGCCCCACCAGCCCUUACAGCACCAGCAGCGGCUUCACCUUCAGCGAGCCCCCGGCCCCUCUGGGCUCGGAGGAGUGCGACUUCGGCUUCGACUUCUUGGCCCUCGACCUCACGACACCCACCACCAUCUGGUCACCCUUCGAGCGCUCAGGCAACCCCUUGCAAGCCUUUAGCAGCUGCUCCUCCAUCAACGGCUCGCAGAGACGCAACAGCGGCACGGCCACGCCGCGCCACUCGCCCACCCUCCCCGAGAGCGGCGGCGUGGCCCUGGACCACCCCUUAGCGCGCCGCAUCCCGAGCGACCCCGUCAGCACCUUGUCCUGGCUGCCCACCCCAGCGUCCUCGGGCCCGGCCGCCCUCCUCUGGUUUUGGGUCGUGUAUUCUGCCGGUCUGUAUGUCUGCCAGUGGUUUGCUUUUCAGCAGCCUUUUACCCUCUGCUUCCCGCGCGCCGGGGGCACGGACCCUCCUGCAAACCCCGUGGCCACGCUGUGA
This is a messenger RNA of Pygoscelis adeliae (Adelie penguin), 1152 nucleotides long. RefSeq names its product mex-3 RNA binding family member D (gene MEX3D). The record is from RefSeq and is a predicted model, not a curated record. The coding region runs from base 1 to 1152 and encodes 383 amino acids. Gene Ontology annotation, molecular function: RNA binding. The transcript has 3 exons. Lineage: Eukaryota; Metazoa; Chordata; Aves; Sphenisciformes; Spheniscidae.